Molecule: messenger RNA, 1771 nt
Organism: Xenia sp. Carnegie-2017
Lineage: Eukaryota; Metazoa; Cnidaria; Anthozoa; Malacalcyonacea; Xeniidae
Product: cannabinoid receptor 1-like
Exons: 3
Coding region: 619-1557 (312 amino acids)
Biological process (GO): G protein-coupled receptor signaling pathway
Cellular component (GO): membrane
Molecular function (GO): trace-amine receptor activity
Source: RefSeq, a predicted model, not a curated record
GAAGACAUCUGGCACUCAUUUCUGAUGUUCCGUUUAUGUAUGGUAAUGUGAUGAUUUUUACUGCUUCGUUCGGUUUCUUGUUGCUUUUGUCAGUUUGUGUUUUGCUUUGUAUUUUGUUUAUAGUUUUGUUUAUGAAGUUUCUAGGGUAUUUACAUGUUAUAAAUGGCAACACGAAUCCAAUAUAAAAACAUUGCCCAGUUUCGUAACGAAUCCGUAAUCUAUUGCCCUAGUGUGAAUAAAACAACGUCAGAAUGAAAAACUAAAUAAUUGUUAUAUUGUAUAGGUAAAAAGCUAGAAACUAAUAAUGGUACAUGAAAAAAUUUUAAGGUUUGCCACGCACGUCAACGCUCUAGACAAUUCCAUUGAUUUGACAAGUUUGAAACACGCUAAUACGUACAUAAUCGUUAGAUACAAAAAAGUAGUCACGUAAAAAAUUAUCUUAAAUCUUAUCAGUAAUUUUAGUAAUGUUCUUUUAUGUAUAGUUAUUCUGCUUUUUGUGGUAACAAAACAUACGCUAUAACGCCAGAGAUGUUUUGACAGCUCGAUCACUAAAAUCUUGUGGCAAUUAAUUCCACCGGCAAGUUUUCGUUUGGUCAAGUUAGCCAGAUUGUGGCAGAAAUGAACGUUACAGUAAACAAAACAGAGUCAUAUGGUCAUGAGGAAACAAUCGCAUCAAUGGCAAUGUCAAUGAUGGGUGUCGUAAACAACAGUCUUCUUAUCAUUGUUAUUCUGGUGGAUCCUCUUCAUAUUAUAAGACGAGGACCAUGGAUAACUAUUCUUAGCUUAGCCUCAGCCGAUUUUAUUGCUUCUCUUUCAAAGUUCUUGACACUUGGAUUAACAGCGGAGUUUGGUAUCGAAGUGUCAAAUGAAAUCAUAGUUGCUUGUUUAUACAUGUGGAUGCUUGGAGCGGCAGGCUCAUUUUUUCACUUGACAUCACUUACAUGGCAAACCCUUGCCACUGCUAAAUAUCCUAUACGUAGUCGACAGAUGUUAUCUACGAGAAAAGUUAUCAUCCUAUGCAUAACAAUGUGGUUUGUGGCCAGUUGCAUUGCUUCAGGAGAAAUUUCACAUGAAAUUUUCGAUAUUUCGUUCGAGCAGGUGAUGCAUAUCUAUAUAACCGAAUAUGCCGUUUUAGAAUUUGCUGUUUUCCUCCAAAUUAUCAUGAAGUGUUUUAUCAUCAAGGAAGUAAUGCUAAGUCGACGAAAUGCAAAUAUGAAUGGGAAACAACAGAACAGUAAACACCUCGAAAUUGCAAAGACAAUCGUCAUUCUGAAUAUAGUUUUAUUUGUAACUGCCUUUCCAUAUUUUGUCGCCAAACAAGUGGAAUUCAUCGAGAGAUUAGGGAAAAUACAGAGCAGCUAUGCUCGACACUUUGCAUUGCACUAUGAACCAGUUGCUUUGUUGAAUUUUGCUCUCAAUCCAAUCGUAUACGCACUUAGGCUUAAGAAUUAUCGCAAUAGUCUUAAAUCGUUUUUUAGAUAUUUUCGAAAUUCGAGAUCUAAUCUCAAUUUUCUGAACUAUACAUCUGUUUCUAGAAGAAACGCAGCAGAUGUGUAGAUAAAAUGCAAGAUGGCCCAUGGUGACGACAUAUUCGAUAAACUGCAAUAAUUGCCCAUUGAUUCUUCAUUCAACAUUUAUAAACUUGUGUCACAAAGCUGCACGAUAUCUACUUGUUAAGUAUUUAAAAGUAGAGAAUACAUUUAGAUAGAAAGGAAUUCCCCCAUAAAAAUUACAUGUAUAUGCUUCCACAAAGAUAUCAAUUGUUGUGGUA